GUGACUGAUGAUGGGCGGACCGGCGGCCGCCGUGAUGCUGUGCGUUACACACAGGUUCUCACAGAUGAACUAGUCCGACAGGUUCGGUCAGGAUGCGCGUUUAACUCACUUUCUCUCAGGGCGAUGUAGGGAAGUUAACAUGAAGACGCUCGUGUGUGUAGCGCUGCUGCUGCAGCUCUGCGUGUUCGCAGCAGCGGCGGGUUCGGGCGAUGCCUCCGCGGACGCGUCCCUGUCAGCCGCGCCGGGCCGCCUCGUCUUACUUCCGUGUAACACCACCGGCGGCGCCACGCCGUCUCUAACGGCGUGGACGAAGAACGGGCGUGAGGUGAUCCGAAGCGGGGGCUCCACCCCGGGGACCCCCGGGGGCUCCAGCGCCGCGGACCCGCAGCGCCUCACGGUGCUGGAGAGCGGCAGCCUGCGCAUCGCGGCGGCGGCGCCUGGGGACGAGGGCUCCUACCUGUGCAACGCCACGUUACCUGGCGGCGCCGUGGUCCAGGCACGCGUCCAGCUUCAAGUGACCAGUGGUCCAGAAAACGUCUCCACGUCCAUCGGUCCUGCCAUCACUCUGCCCAACGGCACGCUGGCCGCCGUGCGCGGGUCCAGCGUGCACCUGAACUGCUCCGGCUCCUCGUACCCGUCCCAGCAGCUGACCUGGGCCUUCAGGGGCGCCGCCUACAGCAACGAGUCUCUGGCUUCGACGUCUGGACCCAGGCUGCUGUGGAGGAUAGACAACAUCGAGCCCGGUUCUCAGGGAGUGUACAGCUGCGUGGCCAAGAAUCCUGUGUCAAAUGAGACCGUCAUUCAGAGCACGGAGCUGCUGGUUUACUACGUCCCAGAGCGUCCUGCCAAGUGUCUGGGUGUGGAACCUGUGGACCUCUCGCAGCUGCAGCUCAACUGCACCUGGGCCGGAGCGUACCCCACCCCGAGGCUGCGCUGGGAGGCCGACCGAGUCUUAAAGGCGGCGCCCACGGAGCAGCUGCUGCUGAACCUGACCCGCUCCCAGCUGCUGCACGGGCCUACACUCAGGUGCAUGGCUGAGCAUCCGGCCCUGGCUCCAGGGAAGGAGCAGCUGUGUUCACUCACCCUCAAAGCCUCGGACCGACACCCCGACUGCUUCUGGGAGAGAGCCUGGGGCCCGGCUCAGGCCCAGGUCACCUGCAGCUGGUUGGGCUUGUAUCCUCCACCACAGCUGCGCUGGGAGGGAGGCCUCACACAGCAGGUGGCCGCCUGGAAAGUGUUAGCGCUGACGAACAACCUGACGGUGACGCUGAACCAGUCGCAGCUGGGCCUCAGGGAGAGGGUGACGUGCACGGCCAGGCACAUCCUGAGCCCAGAGGAGAGGUCCUGUUCACUGAACAUCACGGCUCCGUACCCUCGAGGCGACCCCAUCGCCGCGGCCGUGGAGGCGUCGAGCGUGACUCUGACCUGCACCGAGGCCACGUCCAGCCCUCCCGCAAACACCACGUGGAGGAUCGGCGUCAAGCAGGAGGAAGUGACGCCCGGGUCCAAGUACGUGGUGUCGGCUGAGGGGGCGGACGUCAAGCUGACCAUCCUCAACGUCACCAUGGAGGACGCCGGCUUCUACUUCUGCCGCAGCGAGAACGCCGUGGGCGUCGUGGCGCUGGAGGUCCACCUCACCGUGAAGGCUUCCUCUGUGAACACGGGCGCCAUCAUCGGGACCUUCAUAGCCCUGCUCAUCAUCGUGGCCACCUUCGUCUUGGCCAAAACCUUCUACUCCCAGCGGCACCAAAUCUGCCUGGGAGGUGGCUUUGGACAACUGAGCGACGGAGGGGACGUGUUGAAUCUGGUGGAUUCAGACGACGAGCAGAUGUUUCAGGACUCGGUUCCUCAGCUGCCGCCGGUAACAAACGGGGGUCCCACAACACUGGUCCAGAUACACAGGAUGCCAUUGAGUGAUCACGAGGAUUCAGAAGCAGCAGACACAAGUCCACAGCAGCUGGAAGACACGGCAGAAGCAGAAGAGCCAGUAGAUCUUGUAUCAUAUUAGGUGUUGGUGUUUUACAUAAGCUCCCAGUGAGAAUGUGACAAGAUGUGAAAAAAUACCCCUUUUAUUGUUGUAUUUUUAAAAAAAUCAGGGUUUAGACAUUUUGUACAUCUGUUAGAUUUUUUUGUACAGUGUUUUGAAUGUGUGACUUUAAUGGAGUAAAAACAGCUGUUUCAACACUGUGA
Molecule: messenger RNA, 2190 nt
Organism: Betta splendens (Siamese fighting fish)
Lineage: Eukaryota; Metazoa; Chordata; Actinopteri; Anabantiformes; Osphronemidae
Gene: vsig10
Product: V-set and immunoglobulin domain containing 10
Exons: 10
Coding region: 140-2008 (622 amino acids)
Biological process (GO): axon guidance; cell adhesion
Cellular component (GO): plasma membrane
Molecular function (GO): protein binding
Source: RefSeq, a predicted model, not a curated record